This is a messenger RNA of Akanthomyces muscarius, 1089 nucleotides long. RefSeq lists its product as uncharacterized. Lineage: Eukaryota; Fungi; Ascomycota; Sordariomycetes; Hypocreales; Cordycipitaceae. The record is from RefSeq and is a predicted model, not a curated record. The transcript has a single exon. Bases 1 to 1089 code for a protein of 362 amino acids.
AUGAAUGCUCUCUUUGCUCUGGGCUCAAACGGCUCCGGGCAGCUCGGAAUCGGCCACAAGGAAGACGUGUCGGUGCCAAAACCCGCGCAUUUUCACCCGGAGCAGCCCGACUCGCCCAUUGUCAAGGUGGCCGCUGGCGGCAACCACACGCUGCUGCUCAACGCCGCCGGGCAGGUCUUUUGGAGCGGCGAUUCCGCCACGGGCGCCUGCGGCCUCGGCCCUCGCACGGACAUUCCCGUCUUUCAAGAGAUUCGCCCGAUCAAGGACGGCGAAAGCGAAAUUGGCAGGGUUAGCUUCAUCGCAUGCACGUGGGAAGCUUCCUUUGUAGUGACGCAGGAUGAGGCGGGUAAAAACACCAAGCUCUAUAGCUUCGGCGUUGGCAUGAAGGGAGAGCUAGGCCAGGGCGAGCUGAUUGUUCGCACGCCUUCGGCAACCGAGUUCAAGAGCUUCCCUCCGGUUGAUGCGGAAAUUAUCGACAUAUCUGCGUGCAUGGGUCACGUUAUUGUGGUUCUUAGCAACGGUGAUGCCUACGGAUGGGGCAAUUGUCGCAAGGGGCAGGCCGGCGCACCAGAACAGGUUAUCAAUUCACCGAGAAAGGUCGAGGGCUUGGACUUCAAGGUCACUCGAGCAGUGUGUGCAAAGGAAUCGACUGCAUUCUUUGGCAAUCCUGCCAGCGGUCACCUCGCAGUGCUGGGUUCUGAUAAAUGGAACCUCACUUCUAGCAAGCCUGCAGAGGUGCCGCCUUGGGCUGAUGUUGGAGCUAGCUGGGGAAAUAUAUACAUCCUCGGGACCAACGGCAAUCUUCUAGGCUGGGGCCGUGACGAUCACGGCCAGCUGCCGCCGCCAAAUUUGCCAGCAAUCACCAAAAUCGCCAUCGGCAGCGAGCACGUCGUUGCGUGCGCCAAGGACGGCGAUGUCCUCUCCUGGGGCUGGGGCGAGCACGGCAACUGCGGCCCCAAGGUUGAGAACAAUGAUGUUAAAGGUCGCUGGAAUGUCAUUGCUUCCUCCAAGUAUAUCCCAGCAGACUCGCAGAUAGCAAGCAUCGGUGCUGGCUGUGCGACCAGCUGGGUUUGCAUAACGCCGCGGUGA